AUGUCUGUUUAUAUCUAUCUAUCUAUCUAUCUAUCUAUCUAUCUAUCUAUCUAUCAUUCAUCUAGUCUGUUUCUAGUCUAUCUAUCUAUCUAUCUAUUCAUCUAUCUAUCUAUCUAUCUAUCUAUCUCAGUCUGUUUCUAUCUAUCUAUCUAUCUAUCUAUCUCUAUCUCAGUCUGUUUCUAUCUAUCUAUCUAUCUAUCUAUCUAUCUAUCUGUUUCUUUCUUUAUUUUUUCUUUCUAUCUAUCUAUAUCAGUCUUUUCAUGUCUAUUCAUUUCAAGCUGUUUAUAUCUAUCUAUCUACGUAUCUAUCUCAGUCUGCUUCUAUCUAUCUAUCUAUCUAUCUAUCUAUCUAUCUAUCUAUCUAUCUAUCUCAGUCGGUUUCUAUCUAUCUAUCUAUCUAUCUCAGUCGGUUUCUAUCUAUCUAUCUAUCUAUCUAUCUAUCUAUCUAUCUAUCUAUCUUAGCUUUCUGUUUCUAUCUAUCUAUGUAUCUAUCUAUCUAUCUAUCUAUCAUCUAUCUAUCUGUCUAUCUCAGUCUGUUUCUAUCUAUCUAUCUAUCUAUCUCAGUCUGUUUUUAUCUAUCUAUCUAUCUAACUUAGCUUGUUGA
Messenger RNA from Acanthosepion pharaonis, 603 nucleotides. Lineage: Eukaryota; Metazoa; Mollusca; Cephalopoda; Sepiida; Sepiidae. The record is from the annotation of a GenBank genome assembly.